Medioppia subpectinata is the source of this 1848-nucleotide messenger RNA. The record is from the annotation of a GenBank genome assembly. NCBI's taxonomy places the organism in Eukaryota, Metazoa, Arthropoda, Arachnida, Sarcoptiformes, Oppiidae.
AUGGUAAUUAUAAUGACUGAAAAGGGGGCGGAAAAUAUGGUCGAACCGACACAAACAUCGGCCACAAAAAUAUACAGCGGUUCCGACGAUAUCAACGAUAAGUGCUUACAAUUAUGCCGACGCUAUUUGGCCGGAAUUUGGUCGACAGCGACCGUACGGGUGCGGCCCGUGUCUGGCGGACGCACUAAUCAUUUAUACUUAUGUCAACUCACAUCACGGGCAGCUCCGGUAACCGGCGAUGCUUGCGAUGAUGAGCCGCAGCCCCGGGAAGUAAUUGUCAAAUACUACGGCUGGAAGUAUGACUUUAAGAUCGGUCACCCGACCGAACCCCGAUUCAACGACCCGAUUGUGAUGUCCCUAACCUCUCAUAAAGGGUUAGGCCCUUAUGUGUACGGACUCGACCCCGAGGGCGAAGUGCUCCGGUAUUAUAAGCACCGGAUCUUUGCUAAAAGUGACAUCAAUGACGAGCAAUUGAUGACUGGGUUGGCCCGACAAUUGGCCACAUUUCACGGCUUGAACGCACCGGUAGGUCGGAAUCGAGACUGGAUUUGCAACUAUUUUGAGCAGUUUUUGGCCGAAUCGGGCGAUAAAGUUAACGCUAUGCUGGAGGCUGUGCUCCGCGAGUACGGCUGUCAGCUCCGGGAGCCGACCCUUGACCUGAGAGCGGAGAUUCAAUGGCUUAUCGACAGCAUCCGUGGCCAGUGGUCUGACGGGCCGUUGGUUUUCUCCCACAACGGCCUUAAGUUCAAUAACAUUAUAAUCACAGACGAGGAGGGGGUGGAGGGAUCGGCACCGGGAGAGAAGGCAAUGAUGAUUGACUUUGAGUUCUCCACGUAUGGCAACCGUGGCUACGAUCUUGGUCAGUUUUUUAUGCCCACAGUUGAAAUAACCGCUGAUGGUCAAAUUGAGUUUACGGCCGAACCGGCAAUGAGACAAUUCAUCCAGGUCUAUCGCCAGGAGAGUGUCCAACUGUAUGGUUCCCAGUGGGCCACUAAGCCGUAUAAUACGGCCGACUAUAUCCUGACUCACGUUCCCAGCGUAACAAUGGUAAGCCACGCCACAAUAAGAGAUUACCCUGGUGUUUCUAUAAGCGGGUGCGGAGUGGCACAUAUGGGCCAUAAACUAGAAGAGGGGUGUUUCAGUUGGCACACUAGUAACGGGGCGUUGGCUAACGUACGCCGGGGACGACCCGCGGCUCCCGGAGAGGUCCCGUGGAUUGUAUACAUUACGGGCACACAAAACGGAGUUUGCGGGCUACGUUGCACCGUAGCUAAUUUGCGCAUCUACCCUAGCGCGUUUAGCAGCAAACACUUGGAGCACACGCAAUAUUACGAGGCCAAGGAUACACACGUGCACCCCAUGUUUGAAACGUCCGAUAAGGCUAACAAGGAGUAUGACAUCGGGCUAAUCGAGCUGAACACGGCCAUGGUGUUUGACCAGGAGACCAUGACUCUGGCCAGACCCGUGUGUUUGCCCGAUAUGAACCAGAUCAAUCGUGACGGUCAGUACGCCCUUUUUGCUGGCUAUGGCAAUGUUGAUGGACUGCCCAUGGUCGGUUGGACAAGGAUUAAGCCCUUUAAACCGGGUAAGGGUCGGACAAUAGUGGCCACCCGGUACCCAUCGCAGGCGGGCGAGUUUAAAUGCAAGGGUGACAAUGGCGGACCCUUAAUCCAGUACAUUGACAAUGGUGUGGCAAUUUUGAUUGGCGUCUAUUCAGAAAAUAUGGUGUAUAAAAACGGACAGUGUAUGCCUUUGAAGGACAAACACAGUAUGACAUUCACUCGAGUAUCAAGGCAGAUUGAAUGGAUACUCAGAGUGGUCAGACGCAGGCUUAGUAAACUAGAAUAA